CUGUCGUAUUUUGCUUUUGGCGAGGGUGAAACUUUAUUAUUUUUUCUUAAAACGAAACAAUCCCUCAGCCCCGCUCCCCUAGUCUGACCUACACGUGAAUCCACACGCACAGCAUUGCGAUUAACCCUCAACUCCCGGCCUAACCAGCGGCGCCCGUAUUCCAGGGACGCUUUUGGGUUGAAGUUGUGCGAUUAAAAUACAAAUCAAAACGAUGCUGAGGGCGAAAUCUUGGAGCAUAUCUCACUGGUGAGCUGGAUUCUCAGAAAGGGUCCUAUGACCCGAAACGUUAGCUCUGAUUCAUCUCCACAGAUGCUGGACCCUGCUGAGUUUCUCCAGCAAUUCUGUUCUUGCCCCUGAUGACCGAGCGGCCGGUUCAAUCCAUCUCCUCAGCUUUUAACGUUAAUUCGUCGCUCGUUUCCCUGCCUUCGGCUGUUAUUCGCGCAUUUUGGGUUUCAUCUUCCAGCCUUCCAAAACAUUGUUCUUGAUUCGGGGGAAGGUGAGGAGUCAUAUCAUGAACUAAACCUUAGACCCAAGUGUGAGACGAUCUCACUUUAAUUGGUAACACAGAUACACCUGAAUGGGGAACCAAUGUUUAUCAGGGUAAUUGCCUUGAAACCAUUCCAGAUACUGUUGGGUGUCAGUCACUUCCCCCAGCCUCGCUACAAGAGUGUAAUUGAUAAAUAUAUUCGUGUUGAAAUGAACCCUAGUAAUUUGCUCAAUUUCAACACAGCAAGCUUUAAGAGUUAAAAAAUAUCAUAUCGAUAGUAAGAGAGCCCCCACUUCAGGUGGCUAGAAAUAUUGCGAGGGACCAGCCAUAUAUAUAUGUAUAUGUUAUAUAUAUCCAUCAGUACCAGGCACGGGAGGAAAUGGGAAACUGCGAAACGUUUUUCCCAUUUUAAAUGUCCUUGUUAAGUAUAUAGGAAAUUCACCUGCGGCUGACCGUCAGAUUACAUCGUGGUUUCUAACAUCUGGGAGAAACCUGGGGUUUGUCGCCCGUCUCUCACCGACGAGCUCACUUCAGCUGGCUUGAGCAUUUCGAGACAUUGAGGGACGCAAUUACCCGCUUACUGGACAAGGUGGAUUCCUACCAAGAGACAUUUCUCCCGUUCCGCUGACAGAAUAAAAAUAACGCAUGAUUUAAAAAAAACACCUACAGUCAACAUUAUUUUUAUAUAUGUGAAAGAAAGCACAGUCUGUAAACCCCGAAAUGGUCGGCUGUAGAUGGAUCGUUUUCACUGUCUGCCUGGCGGCGAGAUGAUGUAAAGCCCACCGUAUGGAAAUAGUUGUCAUGUAGACACGUUGAAGCGAGAGCGAUGGACAGGGGCGAGGCGCGGACCCUUGUAUUUCACAGUAGCCACCCAGCAGUGAGGGAACAGCACUAUCCUCUCGGAGCUGCUCUGACAGGGACUUACUGAAGGGCUCCUGCGUUCUGGCGGUUCUCACUCCCACCGUGCCCAAGGUUCACGGGGUAUGCGCAAGAGCAGGAAUAUGGGCGCCAAUCAUUCCCACAAAACACCGGUAUUUGAUGAGAACGAAGAUGUUAACUUUGACCACUUUCAGAUCCUUCGAGCAAUUGGAAAAGGAAGCUUUGGAAAGGUAUGCAUUGUCCAGAAGAGAGAUACAAAGAAAAUGUAUGCUAUGAAAUAUAUGAACAAGCAAAAAUGCAUUGAGCGAGAUGAAGUGCGCAAUGUUUUCAGAGAACUGCAAAUCAUGCAGCGACUCGAGCACCCUUUCCUUGUGAAUCUAUGGUAUUCAUUCCAAGAUGAGGAAGAUAUGUUUAUGGUGGUCGAUCUUUUGCUCGGUGGAGAUUUACGCUAUCAUUUACAGCAAAAUGUGCAUUUCAAUGAAGAAGCAGUGAAACUCUAUGUCUGUGAAUUGGCAUUAGCGUUGGACUACCUGCAACGCUACAAUAUCAUCCACAGGGACAUCAAGCCUGACAAUAUCCUUCUUGAUGAACAUGGGCAUGUUCACAUCACUGAUUUCAACAUAGCAACAGUGGUGAAGGACUCUGAAAAAGCCACAUCAAUGGCUGGGACCAAGCCAUACAUGGCUCCGGAGCUUUUUCAGACAUUUUUGGAAGGAGGCCCUGGAUAUUCAUAUCCAGUAGACUGGUGGUCACUAGGCAUUACGUCUUAUGAACUGUUGCGAGGCUGGAGACCAUAUGACAUUCAUUCCAAUACGCCAGUGGAAGAAAUACUCCACAUGAUUAAUACUGAGAAAGUGCACUGCUCCUCGACAUGGUCCAAAGGCUUGGUGACAUUAGUAAAAAAGCUGCUUGUGAAGGAGCCUGAAUGUAGGCCAUCAAAUCUCAAGGACAUUCAAAAUUCUCCAUACCUAGCAGAUGUGAACUGGGAUGCAGUUCUGGAGAAGAAUCUCCCUCCUGCUUUUGUUCCAAAUCAGAAAGGGAGAUUGAAUUGUGAUCCAACCUUUGAACUAGAAGAAAUGAUACUGGAAUCCAAACCACUUCACAAGAAAAAGAAAAGACUGGCUAAGAAUAAAUCUAAAGAUUCUGGGAAAGAAAGUUCCCCACUGAAUGGACAUCUUCAACAAUGCCUGGAAACAGUCCACAAUGAUUUUACCAUAUUCAACAGAGAAAAAUUCAGAAAAUCUCGGGCAGAGGAUGGGCAAACAUCCAAGAUAGAAAAUGAAACUUGCAGUCAGAUGCAUGAAAAGACGCAGGAUGGUCAGAACAACAACGUGCUUGAGCCUUUCUACACUUCAGUUCCUAGCUAGUCUACCAGAACUAAUCUGACCUUCUGAGGACUUUAAUACUCUGCAUUACAAUGACAUUAUUUUUGUGCAUGCCUUGUAGUUUUACCACCUCUCCCCACUGGAAAAGAGCUUGGGUGACUAGCUUCCCAGCAGAAAGAAUAAAAGAACUUUUCUUUUCAUAGGCUAAUAUGACGGAGUGGAAAGGGAUAUGUUGGCUGGCAGAAGGACAAUCAUCUUACAGAGAGAAGAGACAAAAUAUAUCUUGAAGCUAUCCUGGUGUCUAACUACUUUGCAGUUAAAUUUCACACCGAUUCCUUUAAACCUAUUAAGAAUGUUACGGUAUCCACCCUAAGCCUUUGAGAAUAAUUAACAUUUAUGCCUUGUAUUUUAAGAACGUGUGCAUUUUUAAAACAUGAUAAUUUCACUGACAAGAUUCAUACCCACUAGAAAAUUAUUUUCUAGUACUUAUUCCCCUUGACAUGCAGAACUAAGUACUUUUGGCUUGAUGGAAAUGUUUCAUGGUUAUUUGGACUUUACAGAAGUUUUAUGAACUGAGAUUGGAAUUUUAUUUCUGCGUGAUUAAUUCUACAUAGUUAGUGGUGCAGUUAAUGUUGGCAAAGUAAGAGAUUACGUGAUUAAAUUGAAAAAUGUACAUUUUUGUUAGCAAUAAAUACUAGGCAAAGUUUAUAUUCUGCCUUGCCUUAUUGUAAAUUUAAUUUUCAUCAAUAAUAGCCAGCUACUUAUUCUUUAUUAUCUUAAAUGAUUUAUAUCUCUCCAGUGAUUUUUUUAAAUUUGAGUUUGUACAUGUUGGAAGAAAUGUAAAUAUAGAGUUAACAUUACGUUUAAAGACUACAAUUUACAACUGAUAUUAGCUAUUAUUUGCCAAUAGCCUAAGAAUCUCAUGGUGAGGAAAGAUAUUAUCAAAAGAGGACUAGUUUUUAAAUAUUAAAGUAUUGAAUUUGUGACAGGAAAAUUUAUUACGCUAUUUUUGCUCCUUGCUUUAUUACAUUUGUGAUAAAAGCAAAUUGACAGCAUUUAAGUAAAAGAGCUCAGUUGGGUUCAUUAGAGCUCAUGAGGCAAGAUUUAAUGGAUCCAAUGGCUGUCUCACCCAGCUAUUGGAGAAUUAGUGUGGGACCUUGCCAGUACCAUUAACAGCAGUGACAGCCAUGAGAGGCCCAGGAUUAAUGCAGGAUCGCAGGCCAAAGGUGAGCAAGAGAAGGAUGGUGGUCACAGGAGUGGGGGGAGGUCAGAUUCAAUGGAAGGGAGGUGGUUAUCAGUGGCAUCCUCCUGAUACUGGGUGGCUAGAUCAGACACCGAGUACCUGACAAUGAAAGCACCCUUUCUGGAAGGCUCGUGGCAAAACCAACAGGAUUUGGUCGGCGAGCAUUGGGAUCAACAGGAAAGCCGUGUAACUCUGAGUUAAUUCUUGAGCCACCACUAAUUUGUGGUAACUUAAGGGUUAACUGCAUAUUGACUUGUUAAUGAGCCUAAUUGACACCCAACAACUGAUGGGCAGAUUCCCCUUUUCAAUUACCUCCUAACCAACUUCACUGGCACAGUUUUCCUGAUACUAGGUAUCCAAACUGGUGCUCCUGCCUAAUUCCCCUCCCCUUCACCCAUCACCAUGCCUGCUCCAAUGGGAUCCACUAAAUUCCACUCCUGAUUUUUGUUGUAGCCUGUAAAUAGGAGAUGUACAUACAAAUUGCCACUUAAGUUCUAGACAAUGACAAAAAUCAAUGCAUUGCAGAUCAAGUCAUUAUGAACACUGGGGUUUGAACAGUAGCUUUCUCCUGUGACCAGCUGUUAAAUUAUUUCUAAGAUCAGCAAUGAUAAUUUUAGAAACUUUUGAGGGAGUUGCUGAAAAAUUGAUAUGAUUUUUCCAAAUGUGACAAACUAAAAUGGAAGAUUAUUUUGGUGCAAACAUUAACUGGUGAUUGAAUAACAGUUAUUGUUUUUGAUAACUGCUUCAGUUUCUGUUAUGUAGCAUUUUGGUCUGUACUUCAAUACUUGAAUAACUGCUAUUAUUUGACUCUCAUUGAAGAGCAGUGGUGCCUUGAAUUAGAUUUAGCAGAAACCCACAGUCUAGUCAGAAAGUAGCAUUGUCACAUGAUAAAUGAGUAACUUCACAAUUGAGUUCACACAACAAUAUCAUUAAUUAUUGGAGGGUACUAGAUGACAAUUAUAUUAAAAUUAGAAAAUGUUGGAGAAACUCAGUAGGUCUGCAGAGAGCGACAAAGAGGGGACUUGAAAUAUUAACUGUGUUUCUCUCUUCAGAUAUACAGCCGGACCUACUGAGUUUCUCCAGCAUCCACUUCAGAUUUCCAGCACCUGCAAUAUUUUGCUUUUAUUCAAAAAAAGAACUAAAAAUGAGUACAGCUUAAAUAUUUGCCAAAUCUCAAACAGAUUAGCUUCUCUCAAAAUCUAAAUCUACCAUUCUGAAUAAGGCUAAGCACAAAAAUAAAUCAUUUUUUAAAAAUCGAAUGAGCUGUAAUUGGUUUGAUGCCUUAGCCUUUCCUGCCAAUUUGUAUAUCUUUUCCCAAUCCAGAGUAACUGGUUUCCUCUUCUAAGCUUUGAGCAGUUCUCCUGCACCAAGCCUUAACCUGACCCCUGAUUACCUGUCUCCAACUCUGUUCAACCCCAAGGCUUUUGGAUCACCAUCUCUGGAUCCACAUAUCAAUGCUACCAUAUUACUCAACUCCUGCCGCAGUCUCUAAUGCUCUGUCAGUUUCAUUAUAACAAGGCCAAGACCCAGCAUUUGCAAGCCUCAGGCCUCAUUAAUCAGCUGCUUCAGUGUAUCCUCCAUUCACACAAAAUGUUGACAUGACAGAAUUUCUACACCAACAUGUAGAACACAGUGUUGGUGUUCUAUAUUUUUGCACCAUGAAAUAGGGUGACCUCUCUCAAAAACACUACCAGCUGAAGGUGCCUCUGGGGGGAUAAAAAAACAAAAGUGGCCAGAUUUCUGCGAAGAAAUUUAAUGAUGUAUAUUUAAUUCAAAAUAAUGUUUGAACCAAAGAUCAAAUUUAAGUUCUAAUAAUCCACACUGCAGAAAUCCCCCACAGUGUGUCCUUCACUCAAUGAGCAACUUACUCCUAAAGUCAACCUAUAAUUCAAAACCACUUCCAGGAUGGGAACUCAAUACUGUAACAAAUCGGGUUACACUAAAUAUUGAAUUGUUACCUUGCAACAAUAUUUAUCAGGAAGUGAACAGGUAGACAUGACAUUAGAUGAAGAGACCAAAUUAAAAAGGGCAGAAUUUUGGAGACCUUCCCAUUCUCUGGUAUGUGUGGAAGUGGUGGUGGGGGUUGGGGGGAGUUCUUCAAAACUUCCCCCAUGGUGUUCCAGCUGUUCUCCUACCCAUCACCAAGCUGUCUGAAAUUCUUCAUUGGGCAGGUGAGGCAUCCAGCCAUCUCUGUUCCAAUUGAGGACAUCUAUCAGUCAGAGACAGUAGGAAAUGCCAAUGCUGAUGAAUCUGAGAUAACAAGGUGUAGAGCUGGAUGAACACAGCAGGGCAAGCAGCAUCAGAGGAGCAGGAAAGCUGAUGUUUCAGGUCAAGACCAUUCUUCAGAAAUAGGAGAGGGGAAGGGGAUUCUGAAAUAGAUAGGGAGAGAGGGCGAGGCAGAUGAAAGAUGGGUAAAAGAAAAGAUAGGUGGAGAGGAGACAGACAGGGGAUGGAACCAGUAAAGGUGAGUGCAGGUGGGGAGUUAGGGAGGGGAUAGGUCGGUCCAGGGAGGAUGGACAGCUCAAGGAGGCAGGAUGAAGUUAGUGGGUAAGAGAUGGGGGUGGGGCUUGAGGUGGGAGGAAUGGUUAUUGAGGCGGGGAUGCGGUGGGCUGGUUUUGGGAUGAGGUUGGGGAGGAGAGAUUUUGAAGCUUGUGAAGUCGAUAUUGAUACCCUUGGUCUGCAGGGUUCCCAAACAAAAUACGAGAUGCUGUUUCUGCAGCCUUUGGGUGGCAUCAUUGUGGCAAUGCAGGAGACCCAGGACGGACAUGUCAUCCGAGGAGUGGGAGGGGGAGUUAAUAAGGUUCACAACUGGGAGGUGUAGUUGUUUGUUGCGAACCGAGCAUAGGUGUUCCACAAAGCAGUCCCCAAGCCUCCACUUGGUUUCCCUGAUGUAGAGGAGGCCACAACGGGAACACGGGAUACAGUAUACCACAUUAGCAGAUGUGCAGGUGAACAUCUGUUUAAUGUUGAAGGUCAUUUUGGGGCCUGGGAUGGGGCUGAGGGAGGAGGUGUGGGGGCAGAUGUUGCACAGGGAAAAGUGCCAGGUGUGGUGGUGCUGGAGGGGAGCUUGGAGCAGACAAGGGAGUCAUGCAGAGAGUGGUCCCUCUGGAAAGCAGAUAAGGGUGGGGAGGGAAAAAUGUCUUUGGUAGUGGGUUCGGAUUGCAGAUGGCGGAAAUGUCGGAGGAUGAUGCAUUGGAUUCGGAGGUUGGUGGGGCGGUACAUGAAUACGAGAGGGAUUCUGUUUUGGUUGUUAUUGCGGGGAGGGGGUGUGAGGGAUGAGUUGCGGGAAUCGUGAGAGACAUGGUCAAGGGCAUUUUCGACCACUGUGGAGGGGAAGUUGCGGUCCUUGAAAAACGAGGACAUCUGGGAUGUCCAGGAGUGGAAUGCCUCAUCCUGGGAGCAGAUGCGGUGGAGGUGAAGGAAUUGGGAAUAGGAGAUGGCCUUUUUGCAGGAAGAUGGGUGAGAGGCAGCUGUGGGAGUCGGUGGGCUUGAAAUGGAUAUCGGUUUCCAGGUGGAUGCCAGAGAUGGAGACAGAGAAGUCCAGGGAGGAGAGAGAUGUAUCAGAGAUGGUCCAGGUGAACUUAAGGUUGGGGUGGAAGGUGUUAGUGAAGUGGAUGAGCUGUUUGAGCUCCUCGUGGGAACACGAGCCAGUACCGAUGCUGUCAUCAAUGUAACAGAGGAAGAGGUGUGGGACAGGGCCAGUAUAGCUUUUGAAGAGGAAUGUUCCACAUAACCUACAAAGAGGCAGGCAUGGCUUGGACUCAUGCGGGUACCCAUGGCCACCCCCUUUGUCUGUAGGAAGUGGGAGAAAUUGAAAGAGAAGUUAAGGGUGAGGAUGCAUGCCGAUAAGCGGAUGAGGGUGUCAGUGGAGAGGGACUGGUCAGGCCUGCAGGACAGGAAGAAGCGGAGGGCCUUUAGGCCAUCUGCAUGGGGAAUGCAGUUGUGUAGGGACUGGACAUCCACGGUAAAGAUGAGGUAUAGGGGACCAGGGAAUCAGAAGUUUUCGAGGAGGUGGAGGGCGUGGGUGGUGUCAUGGAUUUAGGUGGGGAGUUUCUGAACCAAGGGGGAGAAAAUAGAGUCGAGAUAAGUGGAGAUGAGUUCGGUGGGGCAGGAACAGGCAGAGAUAAUGGGCCGACCAGGUCAGGCAGGUUUGUGGAUUUUGGGAAGGAGACAGAAAUGGGCGGUGUGGGGUUGGGGAACAAUGAGGUUAGAGGCUGUGACUGGGAGGUUACCUGAAAUGAUGAGGGUGUGGAUAGUCUGGGAGAUGAUGGUUCGGUGGUCAGGGGUAGGAUUCAGGGUUGCUCCCCAUCCAGAGGGAAGGGUAAGGUACAAGCCUGGCAGGUUUGGGCCUAAGGGGUAGGAGGUAUUGUAUCUCCCUUGCAGGGGGUUCCCUCCCUCUUUGACCACUCCAUCAAGAAACCCCACUCCUUCACCCACUCACCUCUCCACGAUGCUGCAAGAUACCCUGCACAUACCCAUGUAGCCCUGAUCCCGGCCACUGUCACCAUUGGAUUGCUUGGACAACAUAGCUGCCAGGCAAUAAAAUUGGUCGUCAGCUCUCUGAGGUGGGGCUUCUGCCUGAGUGAAGGGUCUAAGUAUCAUGUCUAACCAUUCAACACUUCUCAAAAUAUUCAGUGACUGGGAUAGGUUGUGUGAAUAGGCUGGAAACCUCGCCAUCUGAAAGAUACAAGCCAGAAUGCCAUUUCAGAUAGCAAGAUGGAAAUAAUUGAUAAACUAUUCAAGCACGGUGGCUCAGUCGUUGGCACUGCUGCCUCACUGCACCAGGGACCUGGGUUCAAUUCCACCCUCAGGGAACUGUCUGUGUGGAGUUUGCACAUUCUCCCCAUGUCUGCGUGGGUUUCCUUCAGGUGCUGCAGUUUCCUCCCACAGUCCAAAAGAUGUGCAGGUUAGGUGGAUUGUCAUGUUAAAUUGCCCAUAGUGUUCAGGGAUGUGUGGAUUAGGUGGGUUAGAGGGGGAUGGGUCUAGUUGGGAUUCUCUGUGGGACAGUGUGGAUUUAUUGGGCCGAAGGGCCUAUUUCCACACUGGAGGCAUUCCGUGAUUCGCUGAAGGGAGGAAAAGCUUCUUCUUCCACUUGCAUUGCAUCCGUAUGAAAAGAUGUUACAGCAGGAGAUAGCAGCAGUACAAUUACAUAAUUUAUUCUGAAAAUAUGGCCCAGGGUAAUGUGGUAAAUGCUACCCAUUUAGAUUUUCAAAAGGCCAUCUGUAAAGUUUCACUUUGAAAAUUCAUGACUAUAGUUUGCAUCAAGUAAUAAGCAACAGAAUGGACAGCAAGUUGGCUAUAAAAUAGAAACUGGAAAGUCGGGGUUAGCUUUGACAAAGGUGGGAAGUGGUGUUACUCGAAGAUUAAUACCCAGAUUCCUUUAUUCAGAAUUAAUUAUAAACAAGUUUGGUCUUGGGAAUCAGAAGUGUUGUGCUAAACUAUAUAGGGCCCAUUCCCAGGCAAGCCUGCCUAGGAAAAGAAUAUUUGCUGAGAGGUGCAGUUUCUUCAUCUCAAGGAAGGGACGUCCCACCAAAGAGAGUUUCUUAUCAAUCAGAUGUUGUCAGCUGUCAAGUGUUAAUGGUGCCAUUGUGAACAAUGGUCACUGCCUGGACAGCACUUGGGGCUUGCAGAGGAUUCAGUGAUGGAUUGUAAAUUUGUAUAUGUUUCUGGGUUGGGAAGGGGAUCUGGUGAAGGGGUAGGUGCCUAGGGUUUAACUGGCCAUGUGAGGAUGCAAGGGAGUUGAAAUUUUGGAUGAGAGGGGUCUCUAAAUGGGCCCAGAUAAGCAGUUCAGAAAGGGAUCAUCCUCCCACCACCAGUAAAUUUAGUUGGCUGGUCAAUCAGUAUGGGCCUGUCUUGCUGCUGGCUUGCUUAUCGUGUUGGAACAAAUCUCCUUAUGUGGCUAAUAUUUGCCCACUUAAGGACCUCAAGUUUGAGAGUGAGUUUGAAUUUGAUUUAUUAUUAUCAGAUGUACUGAGAUACAGUGAAAAGUGUUGUUUUGUAUACUAUUGAAGCAGAUCAUACCAUGCAAAGUGAAUCAGGGCAGCAGAACAGAGUGCAGAAUACAGUGUUACAGCUGCAAAGAAGAUGCAGAGAGAGAAAUCAGAACUAACAUUUAAGCAAUCUGUUCAAAAGUCUGAUCUCAACAGGGAAGAAGCUUUUCUUGAAUCUGUUCAUACAUGUAUUCAAACUUGUAUCUUUUGCCCAAUGGAAGAGGGUAGAAGAGAGUAUAACCAGGGUGUUAGUUACCUUUACCAAGGCAACAGGAAGUGUGGAUGGUGUCAAAAUUGAGCUGGGGACAAGGAUGCACCAUUAGACUGUGGAUAGGUUGCCCACUGGAUUUAACAUGCUACCCCGCACAGCUUUGAAACUCAGGCAGUGCUAAAUCCAGCCUUUAAUUUCCAGAUUUAUAACCAAAACCAAAUUAUGAAAAAUGGCUAAUACUGAGGAAAAAUGGACAAUUUUACAGGAGGACGUGAUCAAAUGGCAGACUGGAUGUGUAAUUCAUUGAUGUUGAUGCAGAUUGGAUGCAGGGAAUUCCUUGCAGAUCUUGGUAAGAUUAUCAAGUAUUUUACAUCCAAAUAAAGUUGGAUUUCUCCCCCAGGAAUUAUUACAGCUCUGAGCUAUCAAUCUUUUAAAGCCCAAUUACAAAGAAAAAUUCAAUAUAGAAAAAAAUAAGGUGGUGCAUUUUCAGAAGAAAAAUAAGAAAACUAUAGGAGUCUUAAUGGGAUGCACCUACACAAGUCAUUAGAAGUACCAACAGUACUGAAUGAAUUCAUAAAACAACAAUUCAAACACUGGGGCUAAUUUCUGAAGCGAAACACAGAAAAGUUAUGUUGAACACAAAUCAAAUCUUGAUUUGACCACAGUUGUAUGCAUUUAUAGUUUCUGCGCUAUAAAGGAAAUAUUAAGGGUCUUUUGGUGCAUUGCUAGUAUCUAUGCCUCUGGGCUAGAAGACCUGGGUUCAGGUUCCACCUGCUCCAGAAGUGUGUUAUAACACAACUGAACAGGCUGAAUAAAAUAUCUAUAAAAGGGAUUUGGAGGAAACAAAACACAGAAGCAUUUUACCAAAACCAAAAGGAUAUAUUCAUCAGGAAUGUUAAUAAGCUGAAGCUCUUUUCUCCAGAAAUCAAAAAUCUAGGGGGUGAUCUGUGGAACUUUGUAUCAAAAGGAAUGGUUGAGGCUAAUUGGAUUUCAGAGGACGGUGACAGCAAAUGAUUGGAAUGGAAGGGUAUGCUGAUGGGAAUAGCUGAAGAUGUGUGGGAGGAAGUUCAUGUGGAGCAUUAAUGCCAGCAGAGGCUGGUUGGGACCAAAUGGCCUGUUUUGUGCUUUAGGCUCUAUGUUAUACACUGUAAAAAUGCCUUUGGAAAUCCUGUUACCUUGUCAAUGUGUGUGCAUCAUUAAAUGUAGUAGCUGUUGUGUUCGAGUCUAUACAAUAAAGUGGAAUGUUGCACGUAGUCUGAUGGCAUUUACUUCAGAACUACAAUAUCAGGAAUAAAACUUAUGAUUCAA
Molecule: messenger RNA, 11443 nt
Organism: Stegostoma tigrinum
Lineage: Eukaryota; Metazoa; Chordata; Chondrichthyes; Orectolobiformes; Stegostomatidae
Product: serine/threonine-protein kinase 32B-like
Exons: 12
Coding region: 1471-2733 (420 amino acids)
Biological process (GO): protein phosphorylation; G protein-coupled receptor signaling pathway; regulation of signal transduction
Molecular function (GO): G protein-coupled receptor binding; ATP binding; G protein-coupled receptor kinase activity
Source: RefSeq, a predicted model, not a curated record